Messenger RNA from Adelges cooleyi (spruce gall adelgid), 1084 nucleotides. Its product is annotated as Krueppel homolog 1-like. Gene Ontology annotation, biological process: regulation of transcription by RNA polymerase II. Gene Ontology annotation, cellular component: nucleus. Bases 155 to 646 code for a protein of 163 amino acids. The transcript has 3 exons. Gene Ontology annotation, molecular function: DNA-binding transcription factor activity, RNA polymerase II-specific; RNA polymerase II transcription regulatory region sequence-specific DNA binding. The record is from RefSeq and is a predicted model, not a curated record. Lineage: Eukaryota; Metazoa; Arthropoda; Insecta; Hemiptera; Adelgidae.
CAAUCGCGUUUUCCACCAAGAAACAAUUUUGAGUGAUCCGUUGUUUUGCUCUUGUGGCCGUUCAUACAGUGGAAAGCAUCGCAAAGGAAACCUAAGAAGACAUUUGUCGUUCGAAUGUGGCGUUGUUAAACCGACCAUCAGGUUCAAAUGCGACAUGUGUCCGAAAACGUAUACUAGAAAAGAAUCGUUGACCAUACACCUCACCAGUCACGUUUUCCACCAUAAAACCGAAUUGAGUGAUCCGUUGUUUUGCUCUUGUGGCCGUUCAUACAGUGGAAAGCAUCGCAAAGGAAACCUAAGAAGGCAUUUGUCGUUCGAAUGUGGCGUUGUUAAACCAACCAUCCGGUUUAAAUGCGACAUAUGUCCGAAAACUUAUACUAGAAAAGAAUCGUUGACCAUGCACCAUGAUGUUUUAAAAGUAGCAAGCGAAAAUGAUCCAGCAUUUUGUCCGAAUGGAUGUGGUCGGUCGUACAAAGGAGUCGACCGAAAGCAUAACCUCAAAAAACAUAUGAUGUACGCUUGCGGAGUUAAGCCACAGUUCGAGUGCAACAUUUGUUUUAAGAAAUUUAACUACAAACACUGUUUAAAGAGUCACUUGAUUAAUAUUCAUCGAAACUUGUCAUUGUGUAAUCACAUUUUAAAAUAGCCAUCCAUGGUUUUGGUUUACUAUACGUAAUGUAGGGUUAUUAUACAUGUACUAUAACUUUCAUUGUUUAAACGUUGUUAUUUCUGUUUGAAAGUUCCAUAGAAAGACGUAUAUUUUUAUACCUAUAGUAAAGUAACUUAUGUUUGCUUGUCAGUUUUUUUUUCUUAAGCUUAUUAUAAUUUUGUUUUAGUUAAAAAAUAUCAUUCACCUCGUGUUUGUUUAAUUAAAAUAUACUCGUGGUGAAUGAUUAAACUUAACUCAAUAGUUGUCCCUAUGAGUAUAUUACCACUUUUAUUUUGUUUUUAAAUAUAUUUUGAUUAUGUAUUAGUCGGUUAUCCGGUGAUUUUCACUGUUUUUGUUCUUAGAAAUUGCUUCAACUAAGCUAACCUCAUUCGCUUAAUAUAUUAUCUAGAGCUUGAUUAAAAUGUACACAACGUG